Messenger RNA from Penaeus vannamei (Pacific white shrimp), 1465 nucleotides. RefSeq lists its product as uncharacterized. NCBI's taxonomy places the organism in Eukaryota, Metazoa, Arthropoda, Malacostraca, Decapoda, Penaeidae. The record is from RefSeq and is a predicted model, not a curated record.
UGAGCAGACGCCGGGGUGAGCUGACCGCGCUGUGGCGAGCUCCCGUUGUACAAGAUCUCAGCUGCUGUUGUUGUUGUUUUUUUUCCUAGGCAACAUGCCAGAGGAGGUAGCCAGCUCGGAAGCCAGUCAGACGGCGCAGGCGACGCUGACGGAGGCGGAUGUGCUGAGGGCCCUGACGACAGACAAAGGCCCUGACGCCGACCUCACAUCCUGGAGCACGAAGGCGGCGACGAAGAAGGGAGACAACUACAUCAGCGCCCUGACAGGGGUUCAGGUCGCCUACACGCAGGAGGGGCAGCAGAAGGAGGCGUCCUACAUCGUGAAGCUGAAGCAGGACCAGGAGAGCAGCGGGAAAUACCAGAUGAACAGGAUGGUUUACGGGUGUGAGGGCGGGUUCUACACUCGCCUGCUGCCCCGACUCAACCACAAGCUGGAAGCGGCGGGGAUCGAGCAGCUGAGGGUGCCCAGAUGCCCCCACGUCUCCUGGGGCGAGGCGGACAAGCAGCUUUUCCUGGAGGACCUGAGACCUCGGGGAUUCACAGUGUACGACCGCAGGAAGGGCAUGGACGAGCGACACACGUACCUCGUGCUGCACGAACUGGCCAAGCUCCACGCCGCGUCCUUCCUGCUGCAGCGAGACUCCCCCGAGGAGGACCUGGCCACGACCUUCGACUUCCUGACGUGGGAGUGGUACAACUUCUCCGAAAUAACCAAGAAGACGUUCGACAGCGUCAUUUCGGGCGGGUUGCUCACGGCCUCUCGCCUCGCCAGGAAGAUCGGCAACGAGCGGGUGGCCAGCUGGUUCGAGGCGCUGGCGUCGACGGGGGUGGAGUGCCUCAGGGAACAGCUGCAGCCCAGCGCCCCCUUCGACGUCGUGGGCCACGGCGACUGCUGGGUCAAUAACCUUCUUUUCAGGUACGACUCGAAAGGUCAUCCUCAAGAGAUCAUGCUCCUCGACUUCCAGUUCUGCCGACGCUCCUCCCUCGCCGUCGACCUCUCCUACUUCCUCUUCACCAGCCUCACGGGCGACGUCAGGAACAAGCACCUCGACCAGUUCCUCUCCUUCUACUACGACGCCUUCGCCCAGAUCGUCGCCGCGGGAGGAGCCAAGACCCCCUUCUCCUUGGACGACGUGAAGCUCGAGUUUCGAAGGAAGAGCCUCGUCGGUUUGGUCUUCGGGGCGCUGAUGAUGCCCGCCCUCGUCUGCGCUGACGACGAGGUGCAGGAGCUGGACGUCACCUCGAGCGACGCCGCCAAGAACUACGUCGAGGUCAAGCGCCAGAACUCCCUCUCGAUGCUGGAGAAGAACCCGCUGCUGGAGCCCAGGCUGGUCGACCUGUACGCUGACAUCGAGGAGUUUAUCGAUUGGAAGGAAUGAUGUAAACGUUGAUAUAUGUACUAUUCUUAUCAUUAUCAAUAACGAUUAUCAUUAUUAGUCUUCUUCUUCUCAUCACCAUUAUUAUCA